Heteronotia binoei (common prickly gecko) is the source of this 3627-nucleotide messenger RNA. It is a transcript of the gene OCLN, whose product is annotated as occludin. Bases 345 to 1901 code for a protein of 518 amino acids. Gene Ontology annotation, cellular component: bicellular tight junction; apical plasma membrane; cytoplasmic vesicle. The transcript is spliced from 10 exons. Gene Ontology annotation, biological process: bicellular tight junction assembly. The record is from RefSeq and is a predicted model, not a curated record. NCBI's taxonomy places the organism in Eukaryota, Metazoa, Chordata, Lepidosauria, Squamata, Gekkonidae.
GGCUGCACUGAGUCGGCGAAGCAUGGCCCGAGCGGAACCUUCCCGCUUCCUCCGAGCAGCUCCUGGCCGCUUUAAGCGCGCGCUCUCGCCCCGGGGGGAGAGAGAGAGAGAAAGAGAGAGCGAGGGCAGGCACAACCUGUUCGUUUGUUCCCUCCGGCGAGUUUCAGGUAUGCAAGGCAGUGCGCAUGCCUCUCAGCUGGGUGUGGCGUGAGCGUCUUUUGUUGCUGGAGGAGGAGAAGAAAGAGAUGCAAUUUCUUUAAGAGCGAUUGAACAGGUUGGGAGAAAACUCUCGUCCCGGCUCCAAGACAUAAAUUCUUUCUGUUUAAUUGUCCAGAGCUUCCACGAUGUCAUCCAGACCUUUUGAAAGUCCACCGCCUUAUCGACCUGACGAAUUCAAACCUUCAAACUAUGCACCAAGUAAUAAUACAUAUGGUGGUGAAUUCCAUUCUCAGCCCAUGUUCUCUCAGCCAGCAUAUUCUUACUAUCCAGAAGAAGAAGUGCAACACUUCUACAAAUGGACGUCCCCUCCAGGAAUAAUCAAGAUCAUGUCAAUUCUCAUAAUAGUGAUGUGUGUUGGUGUCUUUGCUUGUGUUGCUUCCACGCUAGCUUGGGAUCUAGACAUGUAUGGAAGUAAUCUGGGGACUGGCAUGGGAUAUCCUGGUGGAUCUAGUUUUGGAAGCGGCUAUGGUUAUGGCUACGGCUACGGCUAUGGAAGUUAUGGCUACGGAGGGGGUGCUUAUGGCCUUGGAGGGAAUUAUAUUGAACCUCGGGCUGCAAAAGGCUUUAUACUUGCAAUGACAGCUUUCUGCUUUAUUGCUGGACUCAUGGUUUUUGUAACAAGCGUUACCAAGAACAGUAUGGCAAGGACAACGAAGUAUUAUCUCAUAAUCAUCAUAGGAAGUGCUCUCUUGCUGUUCUUGAUGUUCAUUGCUACCAUAGUGUAUGUGCUGGCAGUCAACCCAACUGCACAAGCUUCAGGAUCGGUGUUCUACAAUCAAAUUUAUGCUCUGUGCAGCCAAUAUUAUGCUCCUACAAGUGCUGCACUCUUUGUGAAUCAGUAUUUGUAUCACUACUGCGUGGUGGAACCUCAGGAGGCUAUUGCUAUUGUCUUAGGGUUCCUGAUUGUCGUAGCUUUUAUCAUCAUAAUACUCUUUGCGGUAAAGACACGGAAUAAGAUGAAUCGCCAUGGUAAAAUGAAUAUCCUGUGGGAUAAUACAAAAGAUUAUGAAGAAGCUCCCAAUGUAGAAGAAUGGGUGAAAACUAUAAAUACAAAUCCUUCAUCACCUGCUCUAGUAACUGACUACCCAGACAGAAUUGCCAGUUCUAUGGCUUACUCAGCUUCUGAAGUUCCUGCACAUCGUGUCUAUCCUGAAAAUAACUACAGAUCUACACCGAUGCCUGCAACUAUUGAUCCCUUGAUAAAACAGUCUCAGUAUGCCAAUACCAGCAGUUACAAUGGGUCGGCCAAGAACCCAGCACAAAAAAGAAAAGCAGCAAGACAAAAAAGAAUCAACAGUGACAACUAUGAUGCAGAUUAUACCACUGGAGGGGAAUCAUGUGAUGAACUGGAAGAGGAUUGGGACAGGGAAUAUCCAGCUGUAUCAUCAGACCAUCAAAGGCAAUCAUACAAGCGAGACUUUGAUGUACAGCUGCAAGAAUACAAGUGUUUGCAAGCUGAGCUUGAUGAAAUCAGUAAAGAACUCUCUCGCCUUGAUAAAGCAUUGGAUGACUACAGUGAAGACAGUGAGGAAUAUAAGGUUGCUGCUGAAGAAUACAACAGAUUGAAGGAUAUCAAAGCAUCAGCAGACUAUAAGAACCGAAAGGAGCACUGCAAGAGGCUGAAGAGCAAGCUAUCACACAUCAAAAGGAUGGUCACUGAUUAUGAUAGUCGGAAGUCAUAACGGGGGCAGGGGGGCAGGUUUGCUUAAGUAUGUACACUUUCAUAAAGCUGGGAUGCAGUUGUUUUGGAUCACAAGUAAUUGAAGAAAGACUUUGUUUCUUUUUUUUACUUUACAACUGCGCACAUUUGUGCCAUGUUAAUAUGAAGCCUGAACUUUGGCACUCCAUAUAUUUGGGCCUUUUGUACUUGUCAUUGAUUCAAGGUUCACAUGCUGUUGGCCAUAACAUAAAGGAUUUUUAAAGAAUUGUUUAAAUUGUUUACCUUCCAUUCCUGUGAUGACUUGUGCUCCACUUUGCUUGGCAUGUUGCUAUGUGUGCCUUUUAAAAGCAGUUGAGAAAUACCUGGGCAUCAUAUUCCAAUUCCUUUUACAAACCCUACUUGUAUUUGUUGUGGUGUGGUAUCUUUUCAAAUACCAUUUGCAAUGUGGGUUUGGUGCUUUUACUGAAAUGUUAAUUUUACUGCUUUGCAGAUUUUGAAAACAACAUUUUUUGCUUGUGACUAGGACGUCUCUGAAUGUCCAAGUAAUAGAAUAUUUUUGAAUAGCACAAACGUGUAUCAAAAUUCUGCCAACGUUGCUCAUCUGGUAUAUUGCAGUAAUUACAAUGUGAAACUAAAUGUAAAUAUAUUUACUGUUUUUUUAAUUUCUCAACUUGUAUUUUUUAGAGUUUUACUAUACAAACAUUAAUUUUGAGUAAUCACCUAAGUGUCUUUUAUGAGGGUUGUUCUUGACAUUCUUUAUACAAAUCGUCAAAUAUUAUAUGAUUCACCAACUCUGUAAUGAAACAAAUUUGUCAUGGCCCAAGAAGGACAGAAACCAAAGCAGAGAUGAAUGACCUAUAGAGUAACGGAUGGCUCUCUUCUAAAGUGAUGACAGACAGACAACCUUUAUUGGCAUAUCUCAUGUAUCAAAAGCCCAAGGAGUCAAGAAAAAAAUGAAAUGAUCUGCAAAACUGGUGCUCAGGCUGUUUUAAGAGUGGCUAGGAUUAACCUAACAUCUCUUCAUCAUCAGUGUUGUCUCUGCCUGUUCUGCUUGGCUGGGAUUGUUUCCAUUCACCAAUGUGAUACUGUAAUCCUGUCUUGUGUCUCAUACUGCUGGAGUGAGAGUAACAUUUGGUUAUGUGCAAACUUGGUUCUGGAGAAAGGGCCUUUUCUAGCAGGGAGCACAAAUGGACUGUUCUGUACCUGAUGGCAGAGACUAGAAUGCUGUGGUAACUUGUUGCAUCAUUGUAGGUAUAAGGGAUUCAGCUGGGUUAGUAUUAGUGUAUUAAACCUAAACUUUAAAAAGCUGAAUUCAUUAAGCUUUGUAUAAUUUAAUAUAACUUUCCAUAGUUGUUUUAACUGUGCUUCGUGAGGUAUAACGAUGAUGAUAAAAUAUUGGUGCUGUUAAAUCUAUAGUGAUUGCAGUUUUCAGCCAAAGUUGUGAAGACAGGCAUUUCUUGAGGUUUGGAGAGAGCCGCAUUUGCAAUCAAUCUUUCUGUGAUGUGUUGAUGCAGCCUUAGGGAUGCAAGCAGAUCUCCUUCUGCUUUUUUCAGCUAUGUCAGGGAAUGUACAUAUGGCUGUAGGAUUUCAGUAUACUGCUUUAAAAAAUGAAAUCAGCUAAUAGAGAAUUAAUAAAUAUAAUUCAUGAGAGUGGAACUUAGACAUGCUAAGGUCUAACUUGAAUGUUAUAACUAUGUACAUUAAGACUGGUUUCCUUGACACUUUUUUUACAUAAAAAAUUACACUGA